Messenger RNA from Brassica napus (rape), 1420 nucleotides. Its product is annotated as dehydration-responsive element-binding protein 2A. NCBI's taxonomy places the organism in Eukaryota, Viridiplantae, Streptophyta, Magnoliopsida, Brassicales, Brassicaceae. Gene Ontology annotation, cellular component: nucleus. Gene Ontology annotation, biological process: response to stress; positive regulation of DNA-templated transcription. The transcript has 2 exons. Bases 255 to 1229 code for a protein of 324 amino acids. Gene Ontology annotation, molecular function: transcription cis-regulatory region binding; DNA-binding transcription factor activity. The record is from RefSeq and is a predicted model, not a curated record.
AUAUAUACUCCCCAGUCCUUCUCGUCCUCAGAUAUUUUUGAUUUCUGGUAAAAGCUUACUGACCAAAAACGAGAGACAAAGAGAGAUCACUAGAGAAGAAGACGCGAGAAAGUAAUAAACUGAACAAGAAGAUUACACGAACAAUCAAACACGAAACCGAUUCAUAUCUCCGCAAAGAAACAGAUUUGAUUUCAAUCGGAACCUCAGAUUCUGAGUUCUCUACGCCAAUAGAUUGUGUUGUUUCCCUGAAGAAGAUGGCGGUUUAUGACCAUAGCGGAGACAUUAACAGUACUCAACUCGAUCCAUCGCGUAAAAGGAAAGCGAGGAGUAGACGUGACGGUACCACUGUGGCUGAGAGGCUUCAGUUGUGGAAGGACUAUAAUGAGACGACCGAAGAAGCUUCCCCCAAGAAGAGGAAAGUACCUGCGAAAGGAUCAAAGAAAGGCUGUAUGAAAGGCAAAGGAGGACCAGAGAAUAGUCAGUGUAGCUUCAGGGGAGUUAGGCAGAGGAUUUGGGGUAAAUGGGUUGCUGAGAUUAGAGAGCCGAACAGAGGAAGUAGGCUUUGGCUUGGUACUUUCCCUACUGCUAAAGAAGCUGCUUUGGCUUAUGAUGAGGCGGCUAGGGUUAUGUAUGGUCCGUUGGCGAGGGUUAAUUUCCCUCAGAGGUCUGUGUCUGACGUUAUGAGUACGUCGAGCCAGUCUGAGGUGUGCACGGCUGGGACUAGUGGGCGUGUUCAUGUGAAAACAGAGGAUGGAGAUUGUGACUCUGAAGCUAGUCCGUUAGAAGAGAUGAAGAAGGAGGUGAAGGUAGACGCUAAUGCAAGUGUUCCAAGCAGUGAUUGGCUGAGCGAGUUUGAGCAGAAGUAUUGGAACGAGGUUCUGGAGGAGAAAGAGAAACAGAAGAAGCAAGAGAUAGAAGAAACCUGUCAGAAGCAGCCGGGUUCACUUUCUGUUUCAGUUUCAGAUUAUGGUUGGCCGGAGGAUCUAAAUCAGAGUCAGUGGGACUCUUCAGAGAUGUUUGAUGUUUCUGAGCUUCUAGGUGACUUGAAUGGGGACAUCUUUACAGGCUUGGACCAGGUCUCAUACCCGCUGGACAAUGUCGCAGGUGGGUUGCCUGAAACCGAGAAGCUUCAAGGCCUUGACUCUAGUUAUGGAUUGCCUCCGUUUCAGCUAGAGGCACAGGAUGGUAACGAGUUCUUCGAUCUGAGUUUCUUGGAUCUGGAGAAGUGAGAGAGUUGGAUACAUUUUGGAUCUUGUUAUUUGCCUUAAAUGAUAAAAAUCCCAUCAUGACUUUUGAGACUCUAUUGAGUUUUUUUAGUGAUAGAGAAUCUCAUAAGGACUAGAAAAGGGAAAUUGUAUAUACUGAGAUGAUGUUUUGUGUAAUAACACACUGUAACAGAAAAAAAAUAAAACCUGCUACA